UGUUUUACGUCAUCUCUGGCCUGUUACUCGCCUAGCGUCGAUAAGCGGUCUUUUCGUAGGCUCUGGAUGCUAUUUGCUGGCUGGCUGGUUGGUCGUGUCCCUGAUCCUGAAUCCUCAAUGAAGGAGGGGCUUCGUUGUUGUCAGCGCUGUGUCACGUGAACAUCUUACAGCCCUCACCGACGAGUUGUUUUAUCUGUCACACUGUGCUUCCGACCGCGACUGCCUGGCCACAGCCAGUAGUCCAACGCUGUUCGAUACUGGUAGGUAGGUGGGAUGAGCAUUGAAGUUUCGCCCGGUUUCAUCACGACAGUAGGAUAGUGUCAAUUUUCUACACGCUUCAAAACGCAACGAUGAGAAACUUACAGAUGGCUUAUUCCAUGGGGCUCAAAGGUUUAUCCCGUCCCGUUGUUCGAAUUCAGUCUAGUCAAAAUAAAUAUCCCAUGGUUGCAUUACAGAUGUUACUGGUUCCAACUCUUUGUGGAUCAAGAGUGAAUAGUUUUGUGAGGAAUAUGGCGUCACGUUCAUACCAACAACAUGUUCUGACCAAAAAUCUGACACUUGUUACCACUCAAGGAGGUUUGAAGGUGGGAAAGGAUCAUGAAGUGACCUUGUUGAGUGAUCUGGAGAAAACCCGGCCCCUUGUGGUGCUCCUAUCAUGGCUUUUAGCAAAGCAAAAACACAUUCUUAAGUUUGCUGACUUUUAUCUUGACCAAGGGUUUGAUGUGCUCACUGUCAGCAUACAGCCAUGGCAGAUGUUAUUACCUGCUCGAGGCACUCAGGUUCUAGGAGCAGACCUCUUGAGGUUCUUGCAUAUAAAUGAUUGCUACCAACCUCUCAUGCUGCAUGGCUUUUCAGUUGGUGGUUAUGUUUGGGCUGAAACUCUUGUCAAGAUAAAUGAAGAUCUUAAAAAAUAUCAGCCUACCAUAGAUCGAUUUGUAGGACAGGUGUGGGAUAGUGUUGCAGACAUCACAGAGAUACCUGUUGGCUUUCCUAAAGCAGUAUUUCCAAAUAACCCUAUUUUGCAGGCAGCAACUGAAAAAUAUGUUAGAUAUCAUAUGUCUGCAUUCCAUAACAUUGCUACAUGCCAUUACAUUCGUGCUAGUCAAAUGUUUUACACGACUGUUAUACGCAGUCCUGCUCUAUUCUUUCUUUCAAAAACUGAUCCUGUUGGCUCAAUUGAAUCUAUUACUCGCUGUCGUGAUUCCUGGGAUGCUCAAGGAAUAAAGACUUACAUGAAAUGCUGGGAUAAAUCACCUCAUGUUCUGCAUUACCGCCAUCAUCCAAAGGAAUAUGCAGCUGAAUUGUAUGCUUUCAUGGAUCGUCUGGGAAUGUUAGCAAAUCCAGAGAAGUUUCGGGCUAAAUUGUGAAAGGUUUUGACAUUGUGUAGUGUUGAAGAGACUAUCUUUCAUUUAAAUGCCUGUUAUUUGCAGUGUAAAUUUGAAUUUUAAAAUUCCUGUUGAACUAUUUACAUCUUCGAAAAUAUUUGAAGUUAUCACUGCCAGAUCCUCUUUGCACUAUGUGCCCAAAUAAAGAAGCAAAAGUAUUUAAUAAUGUGAAAUUUUCUGAUACAACCAUACAUUAAACUUUUGUGAAAAGAAAGAUGUAUUCAAAGAAGAUGAUUGCUGUAAAUGUAUUAGGAAUAAUGUAAUCGGAAGUAUAUGGAAAGUGUAGUUCAAAAGUGUAAUUUCAAAACCUGAGAAACAUGCUAUGGAUGGAUUGUUUAAAGUUAUGGAUUGCAUUUAAAAAAAUAACUUGUGAUAAACUUUCUAGAAAUAAUUUGGAGCUAUAUAAAUAUUCAUAGGAAAAUUCUUAAUAAAAGAAAAGUCAAGAUUAAAUUUUAAAUUGUGUGAAACUUAUUCAGGUAUUUCAGUUUUAAAUUUUUGAUAUUUUGUUUUCUUUUUGUGUAUUAGAGCCAAGAGGUUAUUCUGAAAAGAAAAGAAAAAAAGGCAAUUUGUUAAAACUAUUUGCUUAAAAUUUAAAAAUGGGAGGGAAAAAUUCAAUCACUUUAUUUCAGAGCUAAGCUGUGACCUCUUAGCUUCCAAACGUUUAUUUUAAAUAAUGGGACAGAUCUCAGGUUUCUGUUAUAAAUUACAAGACAAUGUGGAAUAAGCUUGCAUAAGAAUUUUUACAGAAAAUGCUACAGAUGGUAAGGAUUGGUAUGAAGAGUUGCAACUGUUAAUAGGCUAUGAUUGAAAGGAUUAUUGGCAAUUUACCAUCAUGAAAGUGGAAUUAUGCAGAGGGAAAUAAAAUGCAACACUUCUAAGAUGUUUAUUCAUAGCUUUGCUCUCUUUUCUUAAGGACACCAGCAUCUUCACCCCACCAUAUAUUUAAAAUAAUCCUUUCAAUCAUAGCCUCUUAAAAAUUGCAACUCUUCAUACUGAUUCUUACCAGGUGAAGAAUUUUCUGCAAAAAUUUAAAAUUCAAAAAACAACUAGUUGUUUGAAGUGAUUUACUUAUUUGCCUCAGACGUGUUACAUGCUCUUUGAGAGUAACAACUUGAAAAGCUGCACAUUUCAGAAUGCUGGGUUAACAAGUACAAAUUAAUUUUUGUUGAUUGUUAAAGCAAGUAAUUACUGUUUCAUUGACAGUUUCUUUGCUUCAGUGAAUGAGUGUAAAGAAAACUAUUAUCCUUCCUGAACAUCUGUCAUAAUGAAAAACUAUUACCUUUUCCUGCAUUGUAGAAUUUUUUGCAUCUUCAGGAGGACAAGUCGAUAUGCAAGUAUCCAAAUUCUACUUUCAUUAUCAUUAAUAAUGGUCAGGUUUAUUCAAGUAUUUGUAUAAUAAUUUGAAGCAAAUGAUAUCCAGGAUCAACAUCAAUUCUUCCUUUUUGAAUCUCACUGACAUGUUGACUCACCAGACAAGUCAAGUUAAGUUGAUACUCAUUUUCCUGUCUUUGUUUUGAUUUUCACCAGCUUAAUAAGAAUAGUGAAAUAAACCCCUCUUAAUAUUUGAAAAGUAAAAACAAGCAUUCAAUGUCUUUGUCCUUUAGAAGUUGAAUGGACGCAAGUUGUAUUGCAACUUUAUAAUAUAUUUUGACUCUUUUGUGACUAGAAAUCUAAACAUCAAGUAAAGUCCAGGUUUCUAAUCAUACUGAGUCUGUUUGUUGGUAUUUAUUUCUCUCUCUUUGUCUGUCUGUCUUUCUUUGUUUUUCCUUCCUUUUUUCUUUCUGGUACUAUAACACUAUGUAGUCCUCUAACUUAUUAGCCCCCCCCCUUUUUUGUGGCCCAUUCAAAAAUAUUGGUCUGAAUCAUUUGGCAAAUCUGCAUGCCAAGAGUACAAUGAAAAUAGUGAAUCAGUAUUUUUUCAUACAAUGGAGUACAAUAAAUAUAAUCAGUAAUGUUAGGUCUGCAUUAAGAGUUUUUGACUUGUAAAUGCAAUAUCAAAACAUUUAUCAAAACCAACUAGGCUUUAUCUGUGAAUAAAACACAAUAUCAAAUUAUUCAAAUAAGAUAUUUAGGAACAACCUCAUCUUAUAUUCGGGUAAAUAGGCUAAUCAUUUAAGGUAUUAUUUUUUAAGUCCAUUCUUUUGCAAUACAUUGAUGUUUUAAAGUCAUGUUAUAUAAUGCAAUUCAGCAGAGAACUACACACAUUAAAAUUAUUUCUUUGGGUAAAAUACCUUAUAUAAAGAAUGUUAUUUUGUGCUAACUCUUAUGCUUAUAAUUAGUAUUAUGAAAAUGGUUAAGUUCAGUUCUGGACACCAUUCUUUAUUAUUUUAGUCAUUUUGCUUAAAAUUUGAAGAAGUGAAAAGAAAAAGAAAUGACAGAAUUUCCAUUGUGAAACAAGAGAUUGACAUUUGUGAAUUUGAAGAGAUGCCAACAUAUUUCAGACUUGCUUCAAAUAAGAAAAAUAAAUAUAUUUUAAGUUGUACCUUGGCUCUUUAAGUGAUGUUAAUAAAUGUGUUGGAAUGAAGGAAAAAAUAAUGAAGCAUGGGGUAGACAGAGAGAGACUGGCUUGGACUCUUUUCAGUAGUAGUGCAGCUUCAUGAAUUGAAAUAAUUUGUAGUGUAAGUCUUUACAAGGGUAAGAUUAUUUAUAUACACCUUUUCUAAAUAUAUUUCAAAAGACUGCUGUAUUAGUAAGAUAUUCAGUUUUCCACCAAGAUAUUUUAUUUGCUCAUUGUCUCUUUAGUGGCAGAAAAAAUUGUUACUUUUGAGACUUUAUUCUGUGAAGAAUAAAUGACUUUAUUAAUACCAAUGUUAAUUGAGUUUAUUGUUUAAGUGUUAAAGAAUUUGAAAUUUUAUGAUUCAGCAUGUAAUUAAUUUAAAUAUUGGAUAGUUGCAUCUGUCAGAACCGUUUUAUUUUAUGCAGUAUAUUAAAGGAUUGCAAAAAGAACACAAAGCUUUAAUUUAUACAUUUAUAUCAGGUGGUAAAAAUACUCACUAGCAGGUCCCCCAUCAUUUUAGCAAGUAUUGGCUUCAAGUAUUGGCAUAGAAUCAUGUACAAUUUUGUUUUUGUAAUUUUUUUAAUUUUAUCACAAUCACCACAACCUUGUUUACAUUUCCAAUACUCUGGAUGUGGUCAGCGUCUCUUAAAACAGCAAGUAUAUUGUGUUUCUGACGGCUGGCUGGAGAAUGAAGUUUCUGAGCCUAAAAUCGGGUGUGAUUGCAGGGCGCUGCAAGAUACACGUCUGUUGUAAUUUGCAUACUAAUGUUGUGAAUUCAAAAAUUUGUGUUUAUAGUUAGUAACGAGAAAAGUAUGUUUAUUUUUCUGCUGUACUGAAAAAUAUCUUCAGCUCUUUGACAUGCAGUAAGCACAACUUUCUGGACUUCAUAGAAAAAAGAAGAGCAAUCAAAGGGAAACUGCUGUGUGAAAACAGCAUUUCUUAUCAAAAUGCCAUUAGAAACAUUCAUUUAACUGAAGACAAAACUGUGGCGUAUGUUUUACCACCUAAAAAGACUCAUCUAUUUAUAUUGUUUCUAUAGAUGGAUAUGUAUUGGCAACAUUAGUCCAAUAUCAGCAAUACUAUAGAGUUAGUGCUAUUGUUAUUUGUUUUUUUAGACAUGUAUUGAAAGAUGCUAUUUAUGUUUGAUUAGGAAAUUUGUAUUAUCUAGUGAAUAAAUUUGAAACAAUUUUUUACUCGAUACGGUUUUGCAAUGUGUCAUUUUACUCUCUAUUUUAGUAAAUACAUAUUUCUUCAAUAAAUCUGUGGUUACCUACUGUGUUAAUUUGUAAGAUUUAAUUCUCAAAAAAAUGUCAAGUUUUAUUUACAUAAUAUUAACUGUUUUUAUUAUAUUUGCCAAGUAUUACCUUUGACAUGCUGAACUUGUUGGGAUUAUUAAGAGGAAUGUCACAUUGAUGCUUUCUCCACUUUUUUCACUUCAGGGUGAUUUGUUAAUGUUUUUCCUCUGUGAACCCUUGGAAGUUAUGUUGUCAGUUUAAACUCAUACUAAUCAAAUUUGCACUUGUUUUC
Messenger RNA from Gryllus bimaculatus (two-spotted cricket), 5409 nucleotides. Lineage: Eukaryota; Metazoa; Arthropoda; Insecta; Orthoptera; Gryllidae. The record is from the annotation of a GenBank genome assembly.